Ruditapes philippinarum (Manila clam) is the source of this 1537-nucleotide messenger RNA. RefSeq names its product N-acetylglucosamine-1-phosphotransferase subunits alpha/beta-like. Gene Ontology annotation, cellular component: Golgi apparatus. The coding region runs from base 1 to 1266 and encodes 421 amino acids. NCBI's taxonomy places the organism in Eukaryota, Metazoa, Mollusca, Bivalvia, Venerida, Veneridae. The record is from RefSeq and is a predicted model, not a curated record. Gene Ontology annotation, molecular function: transferase activity, transferring phosphorus-containing groups. The transcript is spliced from 8 exons.
AUGUAUGCUUAUAGAAAAACUGUAAGUUGCUAUCCUACAGAGCAUCCUAAUUUGUUGUCUGAUGUAAUGUUUUUCCUAACAUUAGGAAUAUUGUCAGAUAAGAAAACCGAACGGGACAAUGAAGUUGAUUUAGUUUACAUCUGGAUAAAUGGAUCAGAUUCACAAUUCAAAUACAAUCUUACGAAGUAUCUCCAGUCAAUCAACAGAAAAGACUCGAAACUAUUGGCGUUAAAUAGAUACUACGAUUUUGGCACCCUGAAGUAUUCCAUGAGAUCAGUUCAACAAUAUGCCAACUGGUUUAGACGUAUUUACCUUAUUACAAAUGGACAGAUACCUUAUUGGCUCAAGACAGAUAGCUCACGCAUAAAAAUUGUAACACACGAGGAGCUGUUUCCAAACAAAAGCGAUUUACCAACGUUUUCAUUCCAAGCAGUUGAAAGUCACAUGUUCAGAAUAAAAGGACUCUCAAAAAGAUUUAUAUGUAUGUAUGAUGACAUAAUUCUUACAUCAAAAGUUGCGCUGGAAGAUUUUGUUACAUCAUCGGGAAAGUUUAAGGUCCGUUUUUUCCCCGGGGAUCUUGAAAGCUGUAGCCUAAACUGUCGGUCCGAGAAUGUGAACAAUGGUAAAUGUGAAAGGUCAUGUUACACUAAGAAUUGUGAAUGGGACGGAGACGACUGCAUUGGUAAAAAUAUUGAGCCAAGUCAAGACAAUAACGAAAAUAUUAAGUUUGACAGCUAUAAGGGAUCGAUCCUGCAUACGCAAUUUCUAUUCAAUAAAGAGUUUGGACCUAGGAUCAGAGAAAUACCAAGGGGUGGACCACAUUUGUAUGAUAAAGGGAUUUUCAAACAUUUACAAGUCAGAUUUCAAGACGACUGGGUAAAAACAUCUACGUAUAAAAUUCGUCACGAUAAAUCAAUUAAUCUACAGUUUGCCUAUUAUAACUUCUUAAUUGAGGCUUCAAUACUUGGUUUACAGAAUAUAUCUGCCGAUCAGAUAGAAAACACUGAAAGCUGGAGAUAUUUAAUGCUUACAAUAGACAGCAAGAAUGAUUUUGAAAGAAGGCAACAACUGAAGACUACAAAAAAGGACAUCGAGCUUAAAAAACCACAGUUUCUAAUUGCUGUCAACAAAUUUAAAGAACAUAUAAGCGGAGAGCGAAUAAGGGUUAUUGAAAAGGACAUUCACGCAUUGUUUGAUAAGUUAUUACCAGAACCAUCAAUAUUUGAAGAACAGAUUGAACUGACAAGCCUAGUGUCUAGUAUUUAAUUAAAAAUCUAGCUUUUCCCAGUCAUCAUUUAAACAUCUGCAAGGUUUAGUUUUAGGUAUUAGAUCUAAAUACUUCAUAUAUGAUUAGUAAUUAAUAAACUAGAAAAAAAUUCAUAGAUGAUUACAUUUUGUACAUUGAUGUAGGUUAAUGUGAUAUAAAUAUGAACUUUGCUGUUUUGUUUUGUAAUAAAAUGCGCAAUAGGGAGUGAAAUAUUCUGGAGGAAGGGCAAAAAUGUGUUUUGUAAUGUUGAAAUAGUGGACUAAGAACAUC